This is a messenger RNA of Bipolaris victoriae FI3, 702 nucleotides long. RefSeq lists its product as hypothetical. Lineage: Eukaryota; Fungi; Ascomycota; Dothideomycetes; Pleosporales; Pleosporaceae. The record is from RefSeq and is a predicted model, not a curated record. The coding region runs from base 1 to 702 and encodes 233 amino acids. The transcript has 2 exons.
AUGAACGCUGUGGAGAGUUUGAGAUCUCGAUGGAAAAGUUCUGGAUUCUGUGAAGCCCUCGUACUUCGUAAGAGCUCGCACGCUAAUAGUAUCAGUAUAGAUUGGAUUAAAACACUGGGCUAUCAACUGCUUAGCCGAAGCUACUUACAUUUCAUCUACUUCGAAAUGCGGGUCCUUGUAGAGAGCCCACUCAAGAAGCCCAGCUGCGACAUUCGUCAGAAUGCAAACAUCUCUCUCCACACCCUCUACGAAACAACGAAGAAGACUCAAAGCACCUCCAAGCGACGACCCAAGAAGUAUCGCGCGGUCGAACGCUCCGACGGUGUCAUUGUUGAACAUCCUCGUUAUCGCCCCGCAGCUUCAUCACAAAAACCAGUAUCACAAUCAUACCCGCAGAGAGCUCUUCUGCUUGACCACACGUUUUUAUCCAAAGAGAUGGGAGACGCGAAGUCUAGCAGGAUGAUGUAUGACUUGCUAGGCGUUGGGGGUUCCGGGAGCAAUGAAGUACAUGGAAGGCAUUGCGAUACUACAGAUAUAGGAAGGAGAGGCUUCUAUGGAGCGGAAAAUCACCAGUGGACGUUUGUUGGGAUUGAAAUGUAUACCUCUGAACGGCGGGGUCUUGUCGAAUCAGAUCCAAUUGAUCGUUUUCUCUGUGAAUCAGGGCCAUGGAGCUCAUAUUCUCGAAGAGAGGAGGAAACCUAG